Messenger RNA from Octopus bimaculoides (California two-spot octopus), 10655 nucleotides. RefSeq lists its product as uncharacterized. Lineage: Eukaryota; Metazoa; Mollusca; Cephalopoda; Octopoda; Octopodidae. Gene Ontology annotation, molecular function: protein binding. The record is from RefSeq and is a predicted model, not a curated record.
UAACCAAGAGACCGAAAGGGGAAAUAACUCUUAUUUCGGAUGCAUGACGGGAGAACCUGUAGAGUUUUAAAUAUGGAGACCAGACAUUGUUUACUUUCGGUUGGCAAGUAGGAAGCCAGUAGUAAAAUGUGAAAUAUCUAUUUAAAAGCCAAAGUCAAUAUGGUAGAAGACCUAACUCUUCAUUUGAAUGUUAUUGCUUCUACAAACAUUAAAAGAAAGAAACCAUGGUCACAGAUUCUUUGGAUUGGAAAGGAAGAAGAAAGCCUCAUUCUUUUGGAUCCAAAACGAAUAAGUCUGCUGUACCUUCCAGAUGGGAAGACAAAGAAAACUAUUCCUAAAGUAUCACCCCUUGUGGCUGACAGCAUUUCUGUAAAUUGCUCAAACAAUGGAUUGUACUUAGCUGGUUUGCUCCAGAAUGGGUCAGUAUUUCUUUGGAAAAAAGAUGGCAACAAAGUGUGGAUGAUUGAAGGGCUUCCUCAGUAUAUUUCAAAUUGGGGAACAAACCAAGAUUCUUACAGCAUUUACCUAUCUGAUGAUGCCACGAAGAUAUUGGUUGCUGCCAGUGAUGGCAGUGUCUAUAUUUGGCUUUGGUCAUCAGUCUCUUCAGUUUCAAUCAAGGAACAAAAUGCUGGUUGCUGGUAUCCAGUUGAUAUUUCUGAAAACGUUCAAGAUAUUUUUAGAAUGGCUAAUCAAUCUGUAAUAACAGCCAUCUUUUAUAGCAAUGUGGUUGUUGGCUGCUGUUGCAAUUGUUCCUUCUUGUUGUCUGACAAACAAGCUUUCACCAUCAUUACACUCUACCUGAACUUCUUAUCUGCUGCUUUACCUCCGACAUCAAGCUUCUAUCCAUUUAACUUUGAUUGGAUGUCUGUUAGCUACAACCAAACUGACAUUGCACUGAACAAGAUGAAUGACAAACCAGUGGCUGCCUACUCCAGGGAUGGCCAAAUACUUGCCGUUGCCAUCAACAAGACUGUUGCCAACCAAAACAAAAUAAUGUUUUUGUCUCCUUUUACAAAUACAACUGUUGUGACAGACAUGAAAGGAAAUGGUACGAAUGAAUCUUCAUCAACUCAUUUCAGUUAUUACUGGAUCGCUUCUAUGAAAUGGACGUACAAUAACUUGUUUGUCGUCUGUAUACUCAACUCUGGCUCUGUUUGUAUUCUUCCUCGUCUUGGUGAACCUGUACUUUUGAAGACCAAUGGAUUGUCCCAAGAAAUGGGACCAGCCUUCUUCCUACCAAUUCAUCCGGUUAUUAUUGUAAGAGAUGAAAAUAUAUCAAAAGUCGGGGCAAAUCAACGAAAUGAGAUUCUCACUCCUCAAAAGUUCUCAAUAAGCACUCAUCCACAUUUACCAAUUAUUAUUUGUAGUGAUGGCUUUCUUGUGACUGUUCUUGAACUGCCUUACAAUUUGGACUGUUUGUCUCUGGUUCAAAACCUCGUCUCUUGGUCCUCUCAGAAGCUUUCUAUACUAAGUAAAGAAUACAAACUUGAUUUUACCCAUUCAGAACAGAACUCGGCUGAUGGAAUUUUUCUCAAGGAAAACAUUAGCAGCCUUGCUUUAUUGCAACCUCCCAGAUCCUAUCACUUUGAAGAUGGAACACAUUCAGAAGAUAGUGACCAAAGCAUUGUUCAAGAGGAUCAUCUUAGGAAUUUAGAUGCUGGAGUCAUUACAUUUGGUGUUCCUUUAACCAACAACUGCAAAUUACAGCCAAAAACUUCUAAAACCCACUCGGAAAUUUUGAAAAAUAUUUAUCUCAGUCUGCUCUUAGCUUGGAAACUUGAGGUGACAUCAGGUUGUAUCUGGGAUCCCACAAGAGCAAAAAUUACCAAAGCAACCUUACUGAAUACCUCCAAGGUGUUCCAGCUUUUUCUUGAGGUGUCAUCAUUAACCAAGUCUUUAAAGAAUGAAAUGUCAGAUAAAUCAUCUCUUUUUCAUUUGAUUCGAAUGUUUAGAGAAUUUUUACAUCUUCUUCAUUUUGAUUUCUUAUAUCAACGACAUCUCAAUGUCAUCAUUUGUUUUGUUCAUAAAGUCGUUAAACUUAUACUUAAUAACAAGAACCUUUCCAAAUCUGAUCCUGCUAUUAAAACACUUCUGGGAUGUGAAGCUUUACUCAACUUUACUAACCAAAUUCUUAGCAAGACUUACACCUGGUCUUCAAAAUAUCCACCAUCAAAAGCCAGGGGAAGGGAAGAUCCUUUUCUGGAAAUAAACACAGAAUCAGAAGAUAAUAGUUGGUAUGAACCAUCAAGAAAUAGCUUAAAGACUUUGAAUUCAAGAAAGAAAGUUCCUAAAAAGAAACCCAAUGUUGAGCAAACAAUCCAAAAUAGUUCUUUACAAGAGUUGUUACCAACAUGGAAGUUGUUAAUGAAACAUGCUGAGAUGGUUGCAGCUGAGAACUUCAAACAAAGACAAAAAAAGUCACCACGCCAGCAGGAAAGUGAGUUCUCAGAAAUACUCAGGGAAUUGUUCCAGCGUCUCAACACACUUCUUUUCUCCAAUUUGUCCAGCACACAAGACAUCAAAGAAAGACCUUGUAAUAUUAGCAAAGGUGAGAGAUAUAGUUUAGAAUCGAGACAUACUUUGGCUGAGGAUGCUUGGAAAGAACAGCUGGCUAAAUUAAAAGAUGCAACUUAUUCCUCGAAUACCACUUCUUCCUGUAUUCUUCAUGCCCUCCUCUACACUUAUUUACUGAGAGGUCAAUUGGCAAAAGCCAUGGAAAUGGUGGAGACUUUAGUUCUGAAAGAUGACAUCAAGGCCAUCUCAAAAGAUCAAUUCGAGAAUUCACAGGAUCUGAACCCACCGUCGUUUCUUACUAUCAUGAACACUUCCAUAUCAUCUCAGCAAAAAGUGCCUUGCAUCAAGAAUCCAGCAAUCCGACAAGUAGUGCAGACUCUUGCACGUUACAUGGCCAUGUAUUUUUGCAACAUGCAGCUGUUUAUUUUCCCUCCAAAUUCUCCAUCACCACUUCCUCGUUUGUGUCACGCUUCUCCACAUACCUUGAAAGAACGAAUAAUACCAAAGUUCCAGCAAGAUGUGACUUCAGUAGUCAGCUCAAGUGGUCUGGAAGAUAUAUGGACAGUCAGUCGAUGCCUGGAAUACCUUCUCCUCAGUGGCCUUGUCCCAGAAGCUGCUUGGUUUUCCAACAAAGUUGGUGACUGGAAAGCUGCUCUUUCAAUAUCCGCUGCACUCAUGAAACACAGGGAGAUCUUUCCUAUGCUCUACGAAAGAGAUUCUUUGGAACUCAGCCUUCCAGAAGAUCUUCAUCCAUCUGAAAUCUUGAAGAGGAAACUGUCUGUUUUGUUACCUACACAUCCAAACACAAUGUCUUCCACUUGUAAUGAAUAUAAAGAUGUAUUUGAAGUGAAGGAUGACCAUCAUCAAAUUCAGCUGACCACAGCCAUUGAUAGUAUAUUGACCACCGGGAUAGUCUGUGGUGUUGACUUGGUCACUUGGCUUUUCCCUAUUCUAGUUGAAUCUCUUCAAAAUAUGGUGAGCAAUUUCUCUGCCAGUGUUCCAAGUGAUUUCCAUCUACCUGCACCUCCAUUUUAUUUAUGGCAACCUUCUGAUUUGAAUGGUUCAGCAAUAAAGUCUGCUGCUUUAAUCCAAGAGAAGGAACUGAGACACAAGACUUCAGUUUUGAUACGUCUUAUACUGAUUGUUCUUCAAGGAGCCAAAUUGUCUCUGCCAUUGGCACAAUGGUAUAUUCAGCAACUGAUGACAGUCUCCAAGAGAUCUGCAAAUAAAUUUGGAAAAGAAUUUGAUGGUCCAAUUACAGAAUUUCCAGAUAUACUUUUGCAUCUGGGAAGUGUGAAAUCUAAUCUUCAAUCAUUUACAACUAAUACUAAAUUUUUACCAAUAUUCUCUUCAUUUCGGAACUUUUGUGGACUCACCUGGUUCCUACAUGUCCGUGACCAGCUGUCAUUGCAUAACAGAUUGCGUAGAUCUUACAUUGAAAGGCAGCGCAUUAAACCAUCCACAUUAAAAGAUGAAGAAUGGUGUGCUUUGUGUGAAGUUUGUCUUACCUGGAAUGUCCAUUUUAUUCCGUUCAGCCAUUAUUUAGCUGAUGAAGCAUGGUCGUACAAAGUUCUUCUCUCAGUCUUAUCAGAGUUAGAACCUUCAGUUUAUACAGCUCAAAUCCUGGCAAUUUUCUGUCAUGAUGCGGAACAGCUUGAUUCUGAAGUUCAAGAAAAACUGGAAAUCUUGUUGAAACGAUGGCAAACAUUUCCAGUUAUCAAGGUCCAAAGUAUUAAGCAAAAAAGUGGCAUUAUCAGAAGAAGUUCUUCAUCUGAGAAGUCUUUGUCAGUCUACUUCCAAGAAUAUUGCAGUUCUGUGGAAAAGACAAUGGAUAAAAAAAAGAACUACUUUGGAAAUUACUGUGAGUUUAUGUUUGAUUCCCAAACUGCCACAGAACAUAGUAUUAGUGUUGGUUCUUUUCCAUUUGAAACAUGUGAAUCAUAUGGUAAGUUCUUGGAUAUGUUUUAUGACAUUUCCUUUUCAAAACUCCUGGAAGAAGCGAGAUCACAGCCAAAGUCAGUCUACCCAUUGCUUGACGUAUUCACGGAAGAAAUUGCAGCCAUGCAAAUGGAAUCUAUGCCAUUUCGAACAAUGACAGGUCGACAUCCUAAACAGAGUCUGCUUAUUUUAUCAAAACCAUGCAAAGAAGCGACCAAUUUCAAAGAUUCCAGUAAUAUAUUGGACCCAAGUUUUGGUUCAGUUAAUCAACAAACUCCUAAAAAAAUCAAAGGUCUUUUUAACCGAAGCCAUUCAGCCGAUGCUUCGUAUCACUACUCGACUACGAGUCCUGUUAGUCAAAUGACUGCAAUUGAGAGAAGACAGUUGUGGAGCCAAGCUAAAGUGAGGCAGGACAGAUGUAGAGAAAUGACGAUGCCACGGAGUAACAGAUCAAAAUCUUUGGAUAAUAUUUCUGACAAACAAAAUAUUCUGUGGUCAUUUGAUAUUGAUUUUGGUUCUCAAUAUUUGAAACUGAACCAGUUGGUUGAUUGGUUGAUUAUGUGGGCUAAAAAGAACCAAGUUCUCAUUUCUCAACUCGAAGAGGAACAAAAAGAUGGAGAUUCUGCCAUGCAUGCCAUUGUCCAGCCUCAGUUGCUGGUUCUUGCUUUGUGGCUUUUGGAACAGAAGUACUAUCCUUUAACCAAUACAACUACAGGUAACCAUUCAGUCCAGUUCACUUCCAGUCUAAAAGAAACCUCCAAGAAACUGACUUCUCAGAGUUCCAGAAGUCACUUAGAAAAGAAGAAAAGAAAGAAAAAGAGUGAUUCUUCAUCUCUGUCAAAAGACAAAGAGCCUUCGCUUCCUCCAGCUCUUUCAUUUGAUAAAGAAGAAUUUAGAAAAUGGUUGAGAAGUUCAGAGAAUGGAAUUGAAGCCAGUAAUGAACAUGAAAUUCAAUCUUUGUCAUCAAGCAAAACUAAGAAAAAAAAGAAAAAGCAAAAAAAGAAAAUUGUGAGGAACUCUUUGGAAACGAUGAAACCUCUCAAGUUUAAAAACAUGGAAGAGGAAGAAGAAGAAGAACAGGAAGAAGUGAAUCAAGCAUACGAAUACGUUCUCUACACUAUCAAUGAAAGGAGUUUUGCCACAGAACUCAGCAAUGUCUCAGCAGUUUCUGAGAUUCAACAGCCCCAAGAAAGCCACAGUGAUCCCCUCAGUGUCUCUGUUACAUCAUCAUUUACAGCAGACAGUUUGGAUGAUGUAGACGUUUCUUCAAACCAGAAACCUCUUCAGACUUCACAAUCAACAGUAUGCAAUACCAAAAAUAGUGUUUUAUCAGAAACACAUUCUUCUUUAGGUAACCAAACCAAAUCUAAAAGACAAGAACUCAACAAAGAAAGUAUCAUUUCUGAAGUCCAGCAAAAUGUAAAACAGGAUGUGAUGGAUGUUAUCCAACUGGAAAUCCAAAAGCUGAUCGAUGCUCAAAAUGACCAAUUCCAGUCUGUUAUAGCUGCCUUGUUACCUCAUAAAAAGGUAAAGAACAAAAGAAACAAGAGAGCAGACAGCACAAAUAAGAUUCCAGCUGGUACCAGUGUGGCUGAGGAUAGUUUUAGUUCGGAUUCAGAGUCUGAGAAUCAAAGACCACCUGUGACAAUAUCUUCUAAAAAGACACAAGUUGAUAUCAGAGCACCAGAUUCUACCUCAUCCUUCAGACUAAGAACCCUAAAACCUCCAAAAAGCUCAGCUGGAAAUAUUAGAGGAGUCUUAAAGGAAUUGGAAAAUCUUCAAGAAAUAUCUCAGACUAGAAAAGAAAGUUCUUCAACUUUAAUUUCAAAACCUUUGAAUAAUGAGAACUACUAUCAAAGGAUUGAUCCUUCAGAAAAUUACCAGCACCAACAGAUUGUUAAUGAUAACAGGAGAGUAACUGAUGUAACGACGGGUAGUGUAACCAACGAAGGUUCGCAUCAGAACUACCAUUUAUUUAAUCUUGGCAAUGUCAUCUCUGAAUCUCCCCCCUUGUUGUCAUUGCCGCAACUUAAUUCGGUAACAGAACCUUCUGCAGUUAAUAAGCAGGAGAUGCAACAAUCAAAGCCAGAGAACCCUGCCAGAAUGCCUUUGCUUUGUCUUACAAAGAAACAACCCAAUAUUUUUAAAAUUCCAGAACCUUAUUUAUGUGUUCCUCAAGUGAGGCCAGAAACUGUGGAAAUGAACAACAAAGUUUCUUCCUCCCACAAAUCUGCAAAUUCUGGCAGCAGCCAAUUUGUGAAUUAUCACAAUGCAACUAAUAUCAACACAAUGCAAUUUCCUAAACAGACUUUUAAAUUUCUGAUUGAUUCUUCUGAUGUGGAAGAACCAGCAGAACCUUCCCCCAUGCCAUUACUAAAAAUCCCCAAAGAUAAAUCAGAGAUGCUCAGCUCUCAUUUGUCUUGUCAGCUGAUACCACCUGAACUCAUUGCUGGCUUUAAGCAAAGACUUCUGGAGAAAAAUGAAAAUAAAAAGAAAAACUUUAUAAAGUUUCAGCAAAAGGAAUUAGAGAAACUGAAGGAAGAGAGUGAAAAAAGCAGCCCAACUCCAUCGCAAUUUCAGCCUCUCAAGCUGAAGCAACCACCUUCUGGAGAAGAUGGACAAUCAACACAAUCAAAGGUCUACAAAGACUCUCAUGUCAACAAUCUCAAACGAAGCAUUCGAAGAAAGAAAAAGGAGGAAGAAGAAGAAACGAAAAGUUUGGAAAAAACACAGAGAAAAGUUGAGGAUAAAGAUCAAAUGGAAUCUUCAGUCUCAUUAAAGAAACCAGAAGAGAAGAAAUUGGAACCAGAAAAAAUUCACAAAGAUUUUAUUUUCAACCCUGGUUCUUUUGACAAUUUCCUAAAAUUGGGGGCUGAAUUAGGGGUUCGUACAAACAACUACUCCAAAAUUCAAUAUGAUGUUGCAACAAAACUCCAAAAAUUAAGACUUGAAUCUAAGAAGAUGGAUGCAGUUGAAGCAAAGAAACAAACGUCUGAUGUGAGUGUUGUGACUGAUGCUGUUCUUGAAGAAAUAAAACAAACGACUGAUGCUGCUACUUCCAUCACUAAAGACACUGGUUCAGAUCCAGUCACUGAACUGAUGACACCGAAGGACACUGAAGGGCACCAAGGAAAUAUUCUCACUCCUGAUAUCUUCCUAAAUCUGCAAUGCAACGACCUGCUUCUAAAAGACCAACAUACAAGAGAAAGCAGAUCUCCAACUCUGAAAAACAAAGAAGAAUCUAGUCAUACAUUCUUGAAUGUCAUUGAUGUAUCUUCAUCUUCUGUGAUGGCUGCUAUUUCUGAAGCAACUCCUGUCAUUUCUCAGCCUUUAAUGAAUACAAGGUUGACUCAACCAGUGAAUGUUUAUAAACCUUAUAUUGAUACGGAAGCACUUCUCUCUGAUUUCAAGUAUGAAAGUGAGCUUUCACCUGUACCAUUCCAAGUAGACAGUAGACUUUUUGAAAGAAAAGAAAAAACACCUACACCUAGCAGUAAUAAUCAACCAAAAGUCUUUGAACCAAGAAUUCUUUCACCUAUCAACGAAGAUUCAAUCCAGUCAUCUGAAACACCAGACCAGAUCUCGCAGCCAUCCGAUAACCUGAACUGUACAGAAGCUGCUCAAGAGAAACAUGCAUUGCCAGCAUUUAAUAAUCAAAGAGUUUCUUCUAUUGAAGAACUGGCUUCUGAACUAAUUUCUUCACCGAACUUACCAGACAAACCUCAGACUUCACAAGUAUCACCAGACAAACCAUUAAUCCAACAAAACUCAUCAGACAGACCAUUAGGAAAUUAUGACCUGGCUGAACUGACCUCUUUUAACGAAGAUGUCAACCUCCAGAGCUUUAAAAACUUGGUUCCUCAACAAAAAACUCCAAGAAAUAUUUCACAAGAUUUCUUGAAGACAAAUCUUAUGAAAAUGAGUCAUCAACUUGGUGUGUUGGAUAAACUUUCUUUGAAAAUGGAAGAGGAAAGUAGAAAGACAAAACUGUUUAACGAAGAAAUUAACUCCUUAAUUGCUCAGCAACACCAUUACGAUGUCGACAGUCUGUUGCCGAAAGAUGACUUCAAACAGGCACAGCAUCCUCCAACAUCCAUUGUGGCUGGAAACCAAAUCAAAAAUCUUGUCUCUCAAAAUACUCCAUCUUCAUCAACUGUUGUAGACCAUGCUCGAUAUCACUCCAAACCUCAGCCAGCUGUCAGAGACUAUGAACCAUAUAUAGCACUCCUGAGACAACAACAUCAUCAGCAUCAACAACCACAUGACAUUGAGAUUGACAGAUAUGGAGAAUUAGAUGAACCAGAAGACAAACUUGAGCAACCAUCUGCAGACCAUGAAUCUCUCAUUCAAGAAUCUCUGGAAGACAGAAAUACAACAGAAAAAUCUAAAUCCAAGGAACCUCAUGAACAAUGGCUAAAAGACAUGUCUAUACUCAGCAGCGUCAGUGAUAUCAUGGUAGACCUGUUUCAGCAAGGCCAUAUCAACCCCACCAAUGUCGGAGCCAAUCAAGACUUUGAUCCGAAAAACAAUGAAGAGUUUAGUGUAAGAGACAUGAUGCAAAUGAGUUUUGAGAAAUUUGCCCAAAUGGCCAGUGAAAGAGAAGAGAUGAGCAGUAUCCCGAAACAAGUGUGGAUGACGGACCACAAAAGUAAACAGCAGAAAGAAUUCAGAGACAAACAGACAGAACUGCAGCAUCAGGAAAGGAAACCAUUUAAUAAUGGCAAACAGGAGUCAGUGAGCUUUAAAGCUAUUGAAAAAGCUAUAAAAUCACGUGAACAGCAACGGUCUGAGAGAUUUACAAAAACUCAAGAGAAACGACUUCAUGAUGUUGAAAAAUUGAUCCAGAGUUUCCAGUCUGACCAAGCUAAGAUCAAGCAGCAAUAUUCUCUUCCAAAAUGGCCUACAUACAGUCACUCUAAAAGAACUAUUGUAUCACCAAAUUCCUCCAAAUCAUCAUUGCAUACAAAGAAUUUAAUGACAACCAGAACUAUUCCUACAUCAGAAGCUUAUAACACAUCAAGAGUACAAGAAAAUAAGGGAGCACACUUGCAAUCUGCAAACCAAAGUUUUUUCAGUCUGGAACAUCCACGUAACAAAGUACCGCAGCCAAAUUCUCCAACUGAAAGUUCUUCUAAUUACGUUGCAACAGUUUCUGACAAGCCUAAUUCAUCUAAAACCAAAGAUAUAAGUCGUGUUCUCUUAUCAGACAAAUCAUAUCAAGAAAUCGUCCGAUGCCAGCGACCUGAAAUCACAAGAAAAGUUAUCGUUGCUGACUCCAAGCCUUACAUUCAACGCCUUGCAGACAUCAAACAAGGCAACCUUCAAUCAGCAAAAGUUCACGACAAACCAAAGCUGUAUGGAGUAAAGAAAAUACCAACUGAUCCAAGCAAAUCUCCAAAAAACCAAAAAGAACAUUUGCAGAAAGUAAACAAAUCCAAUCCUGUUUUCAAUCCAAGAUAUGAACAAACGUAUUCUUUCCAUCAAAGAAUUCCAAGGCACAAACCACUUUCUUAUACCGAAAGACUUCGGCAACUCUCAAAUAGAGGUACCCACACCUCAAAAGGAUUACUAAAUAACACAGUAACACUUAAAAAAGCCACACACAAUGGUCAUCAUCCACAGCAGCAAAUCCCAACUCAACACAGAAUGAAAAUGACACAGGACAAGACCCCUGUCCGACAUCAUCCAUAUGGAGAUUCCCAUCAGAGUCCUGAUGACUAUUUAUCUGAUGUCAGUGAAUGGUCUUUGGAUGACCGCAUCAAAAGCAUUCUUUAUGAAGGCAAAAAGACUUUGGAACAAGAAUUCCCAGAUGAAGGUUCCAACUCCGCAUCUGACUAUUACGACGAAGUGAUUUCUACCCCGCAACUGGAUCCUACGGAUGUAGUGGCUUCUUUGAGUUCAUGUUCUUUAUCAAGCCAUAUUGACUGGACAGCAGUUGAGAAAGGACUUACAGAACAAAUCAACUCUUAAGGAUUCUCUCUUACCAAAAAGAGAAUAUCAGAAGAUAUUUAAUUCAUUUCUAAAACAGUCUUUGUUGAUAUUUCCUCAAAAAAUAUUGCUUAGCACACAUAUUUUUUUGGUAAAUUCUUAUAUUACAAAGUGACUCACAGAAUCAACUUACAAAGUGCCUAAAUUGUAAAUAUAUUCUUUAAAAAAAAGUUUCACUUUAGCCAUAUCAACUUUUGUAAUAAAAAUUAUCAUUU